AUGGCUGCUCCUCGAGAGAUCACCAUGGAAAACCUCAACGGCCAAUGGGUCCUAAACAAGGACCUCACCAGCGAAACAGAUCCUAUUUUAAAAUUGCAAAAAGUCCCUUGGUGGAUCCGCAAGGCAUUCGGACUCGCAACAAUUUACCUUCAAAUCUCUCAAUUCCAAGCAGCUUCCGAAACAAGUUCACUAUCGACACACAUCGAUUUCACGCAAACAGCCAGUGCCGGCCUAGCCGCAACCAAAGAAGAUCGCGUCUUGGAUUGGAAGAUGUCAGACCACGAGGACUACUUCUUCGGCAAGGUCCAAGGACAGAGUGAAUUCGUUCGUGGUGUCACUGAUGCGGAUGGAAUCGUUAGGCCUGGCUUUGAGCUACAGAUGGCCAAUGCCAAUGCGGAGAUAAAGAAGUACUUGCGAGGGGAAAUUGAAGCGGAUGGGAGGAAAUCUGCGGGGUUUAUCGUGGAGGAUUGGAAUCGGAGGUCGGAAGAAGAUCCUGGGCUUUGGGUACAUACCUUUGAGAGGAAUGUUAAGUCUGGAUGGACAGCGGAGCAGGCAAGUGAUUCAAUCGUUUUUCGUGAUGAUGGAUUGCAUGGGGUUAAAAGUCACAUCCGAAGCUGA
This is a messenger RNA of Penicillium digitatum Pd1, 618 nucleotides long. Its product is annotated as lccl domain-containing protein. The record is from RefSeq and is a predicted model, not a curated record. Lineage: Eukaryota; Fungi; Ascomycota; Eurotiomycetes; Eurotiales; Aspergillaceae.